AUGUCCUCCCCUCUACUCGGAACCCCUCGCGUCAUGCCUAGAGCACGCUCCGGCAGAAGGCUACAACAAGUCUUCGUCUAUGGUGGUAUCUGCUUCUGUAUCUUCCUCCUCGUCCAUCGCCUCCGGGAAAGCGAUCGGGAACAGCUGGUUCAACCAAUGUCUAUCAUCUCUCCCUACGCCUUUGCCCCGAGAAACUGGAAUGCUCAGUCGUAUCUCCAUUACAGCCCAGAUUCAGCGGUUGACUUCCAUCACGGGUGGUCAGAAUCCGCACCGUCAUCACCAUUAUCAUCCUCACAGAAGAAGGAAUCCCUACCUGACGUCCAUCUUCUCUUGCCUGUAAACAAAGUUGCCGCUAGACGAGGUGAUCGAUUCUGCAAGACCGCCAUUGGAGCCAUCAUGACGGGAUACAAGCCAUUCGUUUACAAUUGGGGUGGCGAAGCAGCGAACAUUGGGAAGACUCAUAGGCAAAAGGUUUCUGUGCUUCGAGACAUCCUCAGGACCACCGCCACCGGUUGGCGCGAAGACGACCUUAUCUUCGUCAUCGACGCCCUUGACGUCUGGCUUCAACUUCCCCCUGCAGACGUCGCGAGACGGUUUGCUCAAUUCGAUCAGGACCUGGUCUAUGUUGGCGCCGAAAAGCACUGCGCUCCCAAUCCAUGGGACUCGCCCGAAUGCCGGAACGCACCUGAAAGCCCACUUCCUAAGAAUCUCUGGGACCUCAAAACGAUGAAGCCAGCUAGCAACGAGCACUCUUCUCUCGCUCGUCAUGCCAACAGCGGUACCAUCCUCGGUCGCAAAGACAGGAUGGCAGAGACUCUGACUGAACUCGCCAGUAUCCUAGAAGCAGAGGAUUACGGGUACGCUGGAGACCAAGCGUCCUUCAACCAAUUGCUUGGCAAAGGCGGUCGACGACUGGGUGUCGACUACUACCAUCGAUUAUUCUGGCCUUCGGCCGCCGACGAUCAAAACAUGCACUUCAUCAACACCCCGGUGCAUCCUGAUCACCAUCUUCUCAGAGGGCCAGACGAUCUCCACUCCGUAACAGGAGCGCCGAUAAAUCCACGAGACGAUAUCAUCCCUUGGGACUCGUACCCCGCUAUGGGUCACCAUCAGUUGACCGGUCAGGUCCCAAUUGCCCUUCACUUUAACGGAUACCGAGGGAAAGAUCUUGUCAAUGAGUGGUGGGGAAUACCAUGGUACAGUGCGGAACGAUUCCGAGCGAUGGCAAAGGAAAAGAUGGCAGAUGCCACCAUCUCCGUCAUGAAGCGAGAUGGAACGAUUAGCGAAGACAUACCGAUCCGGGAUAUCUGUUGGGAUCUGACAAAGGACUUCUUUGACGGAAUGCCAGAUAACUGGGUCGACCCGACUGGCAAACUGGUCCGGUCUGGGAAAAUCGACGAGUCGUUGCACGAGGAAGAUGUUGACGAGACGGUUUAG
This is a messenger RNA of Kockovaella imperatae, 1437 nucleotides long. RefSeq lists its product as hypothetical. The record is from RefSeq and is a predicted model, not a curated record. Lineage: Eukaryota; Fungi; Basidiomycota; Tremellomycetes; Tremellales; Cuniculitremaceae. The transcript has 6 exons. The coding region runs from base 1 to 1437 and encodes 478 amino acids.